Messenger RNA from Corylus avellana, 2743 nucleotides. RefSeq names its product galacturonosyltransferase 7 (gene GAUT7). The record is from RefSeq and is a predicted model, not a curated record. NCBI's taxonomy places the organism in Eukaryota, Viridiplantae, Streptophyta, Magnoliopsida, Fagales, Betulaceae. Gene Ontology annotation, molecular function: polygalacturonate 4-alpha-galacturonosyltransferase activity.
UUGAAAAUUAUAAAGCAACAGAAAGUGAGGUAGAGGGGGAGACGAAGAAGAGUGGUUUACUGCUUAUGAGAGUGUUCUGUAUUGGCGCUAAAUCCGUGGCGGAGGUCGUUGCCCGUCACUCCCAUAAUCUUGGUUGAAAUUGUUCCAACAGGUAGCAAUUACAUUUGAAGAGAAAUUAAUAAUUAGCAUAAAAAUCAUUAAAAGACGAAGGAAAAAAGGUAGAGGCAAGUUAAGGGACAACUGAGACGGAGAUGAAGGGCGCGGCUUCUUCUUAUGGAUAUGCGGCGAAAAGGCGAUGGAGAGGGCUUGCGAUUGGGGUGCUGGGUCUCGUUAUCCUCUCCAUGCUGGUUCCUCUUGUCUUUUUGCUCGGCCUUCACAAUGGCUUUCGCUCUGCGGCAUCUUCUGCAGGUUAUGUUUCCGAACAACAAGGUUCAGCUUCAGAUGGUUUAAGAGGAUAUGACCAGUACAAAAUCAGAAAUGCUUGGAAUGCAUCUGAGGGGGAUCAAUCAAGCAAUGUAGAAAGGCUUAUUGGAAAAUUUGGACCAACUCUUCCAAAGGAUGUUCUUAGAAACUUGUCCAACAAAGCGAAUAAAACCAUCGCUAGAGGUUCGAUACGCGAUACUCAACCAAAAAAAGGUCUUCCAGUGCCUCCACAUGGUAUUAUGCCAUCACCUCCCAAUGCAAAUAAUCCUAAAGUUGGUGCUGCAGUUGAAGGCCCCUUAUAUACAAAAGAUGUUGAUGAAAUUGGAAAAUUAUGUGAGUUUAAAUUUGGUAGUUAUUGCCUUUGGCGCCAAGAACAUGUAGAAGAAAUGAAAGAUUCUACAGUGAAGAAAUUGAAGGACCAACUAUUUGUGGCUAGAGCAUACUAUCCUAGUAUUGCAAAACUUCCUAGACAGGACAAGUUGUCUCGUGAGCUGAAGCAAAAUAUUCAAGAACUGGAGCGUGUUCUUAGUGAAAGCACUACAGAUGCUGAUCUUCCACCACAGAUUGCUAAGAAGUUACAGAGGAUGGAAGCUGCAAUAGCCAAAGCCAAAUCAUUUUCUGUGGAGUGUAACAACGUUGACAAAAAAUUGAGACAAAUAUACGAUAUGGCCGAGGACGAAGCGAACUUCCACAUGAAACAGAGUGCCUUCCUCUACCAUCUCGCAGUCCAGACUAUGCCAAAGAGUCUUCACUGCCUGUCAAUGAGACUGACAGUGGAAUAUUUCAGAUCUCCUCCCAACAAUAUGGAGCUCUCUGUGGCUGAAAAAUAUAUAGAUCCUAUACUGCACCACUUUGUUAUUUUCUCUAAUAAUGUGCUUGCAUCAUCAGUAGCAAUCAACUCAACUGUUAUGCAUGCAAAAGAAAGCAUGAAUCAGGUUUUUCAUGUGCUUACAGAUGAACAGAAUUACUUUGCAAUGAAACUAUGGUUUCUGAGAAAUACUUUCAGGGAAGCCACAGUUCAAGUGUUAAACAUUGAACGUCUUAAGCUGGACAACCAUCAUAAGGCAACUCUGUUGCAUCUUUCCCUGCCUGAGGAGUUUCGUGUUUCCUUUCGCAAUGUUGAUAGUCCGCCUACAGCCUCUAUUAGAACAGAAUACAUUUCUAUUUUUUCUCACUCACACUAUCUUCUCCCUGACAUAUUCCAGAAUUUGAAGAAAGUUGUGGUUCUCGAUGAUGAUGUUGUCGUGCAGCAAGACUUGUCAGAACUAUGGAAUGUCGACAUGAGAGGGAAAGUUAAUGGCGCUGUGCAGUUUUGCUCAUUAAGGUUUGGUCAACUGAAGAAAUAUUUGGGUGAGAGCAGUAAUGAUAAAAAUUCUUGUGCUUGGAUGUCUGGAUUGAAUGUAAUUGACCUGGUCAGGUGGAGGGAGCUAGAUCUUACUGAAACUUACCAAAGGUUGACUCAGCAGCUGACCAUGCAUGAGGGAUCAAAUGAAGCCAUUGCGUUGCGUGCAAGCUUGCUCAGCUUUGAGGACCUAGUUUUUUCUAUUGAUGGUGCUUGGGCUCUGUCUGGACUAGGACAUGACUAUAGCAUUGACAUCCAAGCCAUUUCGAAAGCUGCAGUUUUGCACUAUAAUGGUAACAUGAAACCUUGGCUUGAGCUCGGAAUUCCAAAAUAUAGACAUUACUGGAAGAAAUUUUUGAACCAAGAAGAUCAGUUCUUGAGUGAAUGCAAUGUAAAUUCAUAGUGAGCUGAUGUUUCAAAUUGAAUGCUUCAAACUCCGGGAACUAUAAGGGGAUCAAGAAGUGAGGAUUUCCAUUUUCUGGGUGCUGAGAAUUUGUCAUUCGGCUAGGUUUUCCAGAGUAUUGGGUUGCAAGGAAGAGAUAGCCAGGAUGAGUUUCAUGAUAAAAUAGUUCAUUUUUUGGUAAAUAGGAGUAUUUAUCCACUUUCUGGCAAAGCAGGGAGAUGUAGUUCACUCUCGACUGCUGCAGUUGAUAUUCAUGGUCAUUGGAGGUAUGAAAUACCGAUAGAUGGAUUGUGCAGGGAAUGAUAUGGAGAGCUUUAUUCUGUGCUUCUUAGCUUGUUGACGCAAACCAGUGGAUGGAGAAAGCCAUAACGAAUGGUGUGUACGCAAUAAGGAUGUGAUUGGUGUUUCUUCCAGGUGGAUUUAGACUGUCAUUCAUGAUGUAAAUGAUUGUUGGCUAGGAAAGCAAGUAGUGUUAGGUCUUUCAGUGCUAAAUCUUUCUUUAGAGGCCUUACUUCAUCUUAUUUGAUCAUAUUUUUUAUUAGGUCAUGAGAAUAUGAAUGGACUGGAAUUUUCUU